GUUCGGGCGGAUGGAGCCGGCACACAGGCCUCGGCUUCGGCUGAGCCGCCGGAGGCCGCCCUUCGAGGGCAGGCCCCCGAGCCCCGGCCGCGGGUCCAGCCGGGACGGCGACGGCGAGUGCGCGCGGCUGUGGGCCGAGCUGCUGCGCGCGGCGAGCGCGGACCUGAGCGCGGACGGGGAGCCGCCGCCGCUGCCCGCCGCCGGCCAGGAGCCCAGGCACGGACCCCAGCGCGCCGCGUCCCCCGAGGUCUUCACCGUGGGGUCCGAGACCUUUUCCUGGACGCCCUUCCCGCCGGCCCUGAGCGGAGCAGAGGGCCCGGGCCGCUCCUGCCGGGGGCUCCGCGGGGCCGCCGGGCCCCCGGGGUCCCCCGCCCGCUCCCCGCAAGGACGCACCGCGCCGGAGCCCCGCGAGGUGCCCACCGUCCAGGAGCAGCGGGCGGCGGGCGGGGCGCCGACCCUGCAGAGCUGCCCCAUGUGCCAGGCUGACUUCGCGCCCGGGCUGGCCCAGCUGGACAUCGACAGCCACCUCGCCCAGUGCCUUGCGGGCAGCACGGAGGAUGUGGUGUGGUAAGCCGUCAGCCGUCCUCGCCAGGACCAGCGCCCUGCGUGCCCACGUGACGCCAGCGCACAUUGAAACGUGUCCUUGCGCCUGGCAGGCGUGGCUCCGUGGCUGAGGUCGACCCAGCACCAUGAGGUCACGGGUUCGAUUCCCGGUCAAGGCACAUGCCAGGUUGUGGGCCU
Molecule: messenger RNA, 741 nt
Organism: Molossus molossus (Pallas's mastiff bat)
Lineage: Eukaryota; Metazoa; Chordata; Mammalia; Chiroptera; Molossidae
Gene: FAAP20
Product: FA core complex associated protein 20
Exons: 4
Coding region: 11-571 (186 amino acids)
Biological process (GO): DNA damage response
Molecular function (GO): K63-linked polyubiquitin modification-dependent protein binding; ubiquitin binding
Source: RefSeq, a predicted model, not a curated record